ACAUGUUUUUGUUAGAGUAAUCUGUGCCGAAGUUUGAAGUAUGUCAAAGUCGUGAGGAAUAGAGAAAUGUGAAUGAAGAUCUAGGGAAUUAUAAACACGUGCAAAAUUUGAAUACUUUUCAAACAACAUUAAUAAUUGUACAAGUUAUAACUUUACUACGACGUUUUGGUUACAUAUAAAGUAAUGGUAGUAGCAGAAGAAAUGAGUAAAGCAAAACUUAAAGUGUCAUUGUCCAAUUCCGAAUCAUCUAGUGAUGACGCUGAAGAUUCCGAAUAUGAAGCGGAAGUUUCAGAUGCUGAAAAUGAAGGAAACCCAGAUAGGGACAAUGAAAGUGACGACGACCUCAUACUAAAGAACGAGGGUUGGGCGGAUUCCAUCACAAAGAUCCUAGGAACGCAUAAGCCAAAAAAUAAAAAGACGCUAGUUUUGUCAAGAGCAAAGAAACUCGCAGAUGUGGUCAAAAAAGAAAAAGAAGAAAAGCCUGCCUUUGAAAUAGUUGGAGAGGAACCUGAUGAGAAAAAACCUAAAGUAGAAGAAAAAGUCAAAGACAGUGACGAGCCUCUUGUAAAGAAAAAGAAAACUGAAAAAUCAACUGCAAGGCUAAAACCAAACAUACUAGAAAAGGAUAGAGAGAGGUUAUUAACAAAAAUAGCAACCAAAGGUGUAGUCCAAUUAUUCAAUGCGGUUAGAAAUCAACAGAAAACAUUUGAAACUGAAUUAAGUAAGGAUUUACCAGAAAGAAAGAAAGAAAAGAUUUUAAAGAAGUUUGAUAAAAGAGCCUUUUUAGACACACUUAUGGGUCAAACAAAAUCUAUAAUUGUGGAUGAGCAAACAAAAAAUAUGAAAGAUGAAGUAAAAGGUGAAGAAAAACCAAGGUGGAAUGCAUUAAGGGAUGACUUCAUGAUGGGCGCAAAAAUGAAAGAUUGGGAUAAAGAAGUAGAAGAAUAAACAAAUUUAAUUAAUAA
Messenger RNA from Melitaea cinxia (Glanville fritillary), 965 nucleotides. RefSeq names its product RRP15-like protein. The record is from RefSeq and is a predicted model, not a curated record. Gene Ontology annotation, biological process: maturation of 5.8S rRNA; maturation of LSU-rRNA. Bases 184 to 948 code for a protein of 254 amino acids. Gene Ontology annotation, cellular component: preribosome, large subunit precursor. The transcript is spliced from 4 exons. NCBI's taxonomy places the organism in Eukaryota, Metazoa, Arthropoda, Insecta, Lepidoptera, Nymphalidae.